This is a messenger RNA of Solanum lycopersicum (tomato), 2931 nucleotides long. RefSeq names its product probable sulfate transporter 3.5. Gene Ontology annotation, cellular component: plasma membrane. The record is from RefSeq and is a predicted model, not a curated record. Lineage: Eukaryota; Viridiplantae; Streptophyta; Magnoliopsida; Solanales; Solanaceae. Gene Ontology annotation, molecular function: secondary active sulfate transmembrane transporter activity. Gene Ontology annotation, biological process: transmembrane transport.
AGCAUUAUAUUUUUGAUCCUACGUCAAAAAAUUAUAAGUUCAGAUAAAUCGACACACUAUAUAAAGACAUUUCAAUCGUCAUAUUUUAUUACGUAAAACACUUUAAUAUCUUCUUAAUACUCUCUUAUAAUUAUGAGUUCUCCAAAGUCUUUACAUGGUGUGAACUAUGCACCACCACGUAGCUUUAAGACUGUUCUUAAAGCAAAUGUCAAAGAAACACUAUUUCCAGAUGAUCCAUUUUAUGAUUUCAAAAAUGAAAAAUUAUCUAAAAGAAUUCUAAAAGGAAUUCAAUAUUUUAUACCAAUUUGUCAAUGGUUACCAAAAUACAAAUUUGGGUUAUUUAUGUAUGAUCUUCUUGCUGGAAUUACAAUUGCUAGUCUUGCAAUUCCACAAGGAAUAAGCUAUGCAAAACUAGCUGAACUUCCUCCGAUUAUUGGACUCUACUCGAGUUUUGUUCCCCCUCUAAUUUAUGCUAUUUUUGGGAGUUCAAAACAUCUUGCUGUUGGAACAGUAGCAACUUGUUCAUUGAUUAUUGCUGAAGCAGUUCAACAAAAAGUUAAGCCUGAAGACAAUAUGGAAUUGUAUGUUAGUUUGUUUUACACUGCUGCCCUUAUAUCUGGUUUGCUACAAACAGCUUUGGGGGUACUAAGGCUUGGAUUUUUGGUGGAUUUUCUAUCACAUUCAACAAUUACUGGAUUUAUGGGAGGGACAGCAUUAAUUAUUUGCUUACAACAAUUAAAAGGCAUGCUUGGAUUGAAGCAUUUCACUAGUCGUACUGAUGUUUAUCAUGUUUUACGUGCUGUAAUUGAAAAUAGAAAAGAGUGGACAUGGCAAUGUGCAGCUGUUGGAGCAUUCUUCCUUGCUUUCCUACAAUUAUCUAGAUAUGUGAGAAAGAAGAAACCAAGUCUAUUUUGGGUUUCAGCCAUUUCUCCAAUAAUUGUUGUUGUAGCUGGCUGCCUUUUUGCAUAUUUUUUCAAUGCUGAGAAACAUGGCAUAGCUAUUGUGGGAAAAUUGAAUAAAGGCAUUAAUCCAUCCUCCAUUCAUCUUAUAAAUUUUAGUCCAGAAUACUUACCUAAUGUUGUAAAAGCAGCUAUCAUUACAGCUAUGAUUGCAAUAGCAGAAGGGAUAGCUAUUGGGAGGAGUUUUGCUAUAAUGAAUAAUGAUCAAAUUGAUGGUAACAAAGAGAUGGUAGCCAUUGGACUUAUGAAUAUUGUUGGCUCUUUAACUUCUUGCUACUUAAGUACAGGGCCAUUUUCAAAAACAGCAGUGAACUAUAAUGCUGGAUGCAAAAGCCAAAUGUCAAAUGUAGUAAUGUCAUUGUGCAUGUUGCUAACUUUGUUGUUUUUGGCACCACUUUUUGGCUACACACCACUUGUUGCCUUGGCUGCUAUUAUCAUGUCAGCUAUGAUUGGGUUAUUGGACUAUGAAAAAGCUGUUCACCUUUACAAGACUGACAAAUUUGAUUUCUUGAUUUGUAUGGUUGCUUUCUUUGGUGUUGCUUUCAUUAGCAUGGACAUGGGACUCAUCCUUUCGGUUGGACUUGCCUUGAUAAGGGCACUAUUAUAUGUUGCUAGGCCACCAACAUGCAAACUUGGAACCAUAACAAAUACAGCAUUUAGAGACAUAGAACAAUAUCCUGGUUCUAAUGAAACUCCAGGAAUGUUAAUUUUGAAACUUGGUUCACCAAUUUAUUUCCCUAAUAGCAAUUAUGUUAGAGAAAGGAUUCUAAGAUGGGUUCGAGACGAGCAAUCUCUUGAAAAUUCACAAAGAAAUGAGAUUGAAUACUUGCUACUUGAUUUUGGAGGUGUUACAUCAAUUGACAUUACUGGUGUUGAAACUUUAAAAGAACUUCGUAGAUGCCUAGCUGCAAAAAACAUCAAGAUUAUAUUGAUUAAUCCAAGAUUAGGGGUGAUGGAAAAAUUAAUUACAACAAAAUUUAUUGAUUUGCUUGGGAAAGAAUCAAUAUUUUUAACAAUUGAAGAAGCAAUUGAAAAUUGCAGUUUUUCACUAAAUUCUUCAAGUCAGGAAAAAAGAGAAGAUUUGGAAAUUGCUUAGUCUACAAGGAAAUUCAUUAAUUAGUAUUUUAUUUAUUUAAAAUAAUAGGAAAAGAAAUAGUUUUAAUUUCUUUUUUUAGUGUUUCUUUUUCUUCUUUUUUUUAACUUUUUUCCAUUAGUUUGGUUAGAAUAAAUUUUGUAGCUUUGAUUUUUAAUAGAUUUAUUGUCUUUUUCUUUUAAGUAUAAAUAAAAUUCAUUUUUUUAGCACGUCUUUUCAUAUAUAUUAGCAAAAAAUAAAAUUAAGAGGGUGAUAUUAUAUGUCGAUGUUCUUUGAUAAGCUUGACAACAAGUAAAAAAUUUUCUCCACUUUUAAUUUUUUUAAGCCCAUUUGCUAAGAUCAAAGUUAAUAUUUUUGAUGGCCACUCAAUUUAUCGAAAUUUUUUUUUUUGAAAGUAACUUAACUUUGAUUUUCAACUCAAAAUCAACUAACUAUAGAUUUUUUUUUUACAGAAAAAUCACUUAACCUAUUUAGUUGUUUUUUCCAUUAAAAUUUACUGAUAUGGAAUUUAUUUAUAACCAAAAUUUUAAAAACUAAAUAUAUAUAUUCAUUUAAAGACUCGCUUCACUUGACCCGACUCACUGAAAAUAUAAUAUUCGACCCUUUUUUUAAUUCUUAUUCUCUUAAUUAUUCUUUUUUUUUCUCCCUAUAGGUUAAAAAAAAAUAGAACGCAAAUGUGAAGACAGAAUAAUUUACUUUGUUUCAAGAUAAUACAAAGUAAAUACCAAUUUAGGACAAAGAAUUCAAGUCAAAAAACUUAUUCAAGCUUGAAUUUGAAAACAUAUACAAAAUAGUAUUGUGAUAAUUAGUCAAUAUACAAAAAUAUAAGUACUCAAUAUGUGAAAAAUUUAUAAUUAAACCGGAACAUGAUUAAGGUAA